Messenger RNA from Solanum dulcamara, 789 nucleotides. RefSeq lists its product as uncharacterized. The transcript has a single exon. Gene Ontology annotation, biological process: DNA integration. NCBI's taxonomy places the organism in Eukaryota, Viridiplantae, Streptophyta, Magnoliopsida, Solanales, Solanaceae. Gene Ontology annotation, molecular function: nucleic acid binding. The record is from RefSeq and is a predicted model, not a curated record. The coding region runs from base 1 to 789 and encodes 262 amino acids.
AUGGAGCAUGAUUGUUGUAAGUAUGUGCAAAAAUGUCAUCAAUGUCAAGUGCACAGUGAUUUGAUUCGAGUACCUCCUCACGAACUCAAUGCCAUGAGUUCUCCUUGGCCCUUUGUGGCUUGGGGUAUGGAUGUCAUUGGUCCAAUAGAGCCAUCCACCUCUAAUGGACAUAGGUUUAUUUUAGCUUCUAUUGAUUACUUCACCAAGUGGGUGGAAGAAGCCUCGUAUAAAUCAGUUACGAAGAAGGUAAUAGUAGACUUCGUCCGUAAUAAUUUGAUAUGUAGAUUUGGAAUACCGGAUUCCAUCAUUACUGAUAAUGGAGCAAAUCUCAAUAGUCAUUUGAUGAAAGAGAUAUGUGAGCAAUUCAAGAUUAAUCACCGAAACUCAACCGCAUAUCGUCCUCAAAUGAAUGGAGCCGUACAAGCUGCCAACAAGAACAUCAAAAAGAUCUUGAGGAAAAUAAUUGGCAAUCAUAGAUGUUGGCAUGAGAUGUUGCCAUACGCUCUGCUAGGAUACCGAACAACUGUCAGAACAUCAAUUGGAGCAACCCCAUACUUGCUAGUGUAUGGGACAGAGGUCGUAAUCCCUUUCGAAGUGGAGAUACCUUCGUUGAGAAUCAUUCAAGAAGCUGAAUUGAGCAACGCCGAUUGGGUUUCUAAUCGAAUUGAACAUUUGACUUUGAUUGAUGAAAGGAGAAUGACUGUCGUUUGCCAUGGUCAACUGUACCAACAAAGAAUGAAUCAUGCUUUUAACAAGCGAGUGAGACCAAGAACGUUUGAAGUUGGUUAG